UGACAGUCCCCUGCACGCUUUUCCGGUACUAACGGAAACAGUUCCUGAGCUGUUUGGUGUCACCUCGUUUGUUGUCCGGUUCAUCCUCCUGGUUUGAUGCUGUUUGUUUCGGAGACUAGUGGAUGUUGCUGCAGAGAUGGAGUGGAAUCACAAAAACAGCGAAGUGUCGGACAGAGUUUGAGACAAAGGGAGGGGGCUCGCGUUAGUUCUCCAGAUGAAUUAAUUGCUGGCUGGAUUUUUAUAGAGGAAAUAAAAACUAAAAUCGGGUUGAAAUGAAGCUGCUGAAGCCGAGCUGGGUGAGCCACAACGGCAAACCCAUAUUUUCAGUUGACAUUCACCCUGAUGGGACAAAAUUUGCAACCGGUGGACAAGGAGAGGAUUCUGGGAAGGUGAUGAUCUGGAACAUGGCUCCAGUCCUCCGAGAAGAGGAUGAGAAGAAUGAGAAUAUUCCCAAAAUGCUUUGCCAGAUGGACAAUCACCUAGCGUGUGUGAACUGUGUGCGCUGGUCCAACAAUGGGCUGUACCUGGCAUCGGGAGGGGAUGACAAGCUGGUCAUGGUGUGGAAGAGGGCUGCAUUCAUCGGCCCAAGCACGGUGUUCGGCUCGAGCAGUAAGCUGGCCAACGUGGAGCAGUGGAGGUGUGUCACCAUCUUGAGGAACCACACUGGAGAUGUGAUGGACGUGGCGUGGUCGCCUCACGACGUAUGGCUGGCCUCCUGCAGCGUCGACAACACCAUCGUUAUCUGGAACGCCCGCAAAUUUCCAGAAAUGGUAACAUGUCUGCGAGGACACACCGGGCUGGUUAAAGGUCUGACGUGGGAUCCGGUGGGGAAGUACAUCGCCUCUCAGGCUGAUGACCACAGCCUCAAAGUGUGGAGGACGGUGGACUGGCAGAUGGAGGCCAACAUCACCAAACCAUUCAAUGAGUGCGGCGGGACGACCCAUGUCCUGCGUCUCUCCUGGUCUCCAGACGGUCAGUAUCUGGUGUCGGCUCAUGCCAUGAACAACUCCGGUCCCACUGCUCAGAUCGUGGAGAGAGACGGCUGGAAGACCAAUAUGGACUUUGUAGGCCACCGUAAAGCUGUCACUGUGGUGAAAUUCAACCCAAAAAUCUUUAAGAAGAAGCAGAAGAACGGCAGCUCUGCAAAGCCCAGCUGUCUGUACUGCUGCUGCGCUGUCGGCAGCAAAGACCGAUCGCUGUCCGUCUGGCUGACCUCACUGAAGCGCCCUCUGGUGGUCAUUCAUGAUCUUUUCGAUAAAUCGAUUAUGGACAUUUCCUGGACUCUGACAGGUCUGGGGAUGUUGGUGUGCUCAAUGGACGGCACUGUGGCCUAUCUGGACUUCUCACUGGAUGAACUCGGAGACCCACUGAGUGAGGAGGAGAAGAACAGCAUCCACCAGAACAUGUACGGUAAAAGUCUGGCUAUAACCAGCACCGAGGCUCAGCUCUCCAACACCAUCAUCGAGAACCCAGAGAUGCUCAAAUACCAGCAAGAGCGACAGAAUUCCGCCCAGGUCAACUCAGGGCCGGGCAGCGCCGGGUCCGAGUCCUCAGCCCCUAAACUCAACAGUGUGAUGAAUGGAGAAUCUCUGGAGGACAUCAGGAAGAACCUUCUGAAGAAGCAGGUGGAGACGAGAACCGCGGAUGGCAGACGACGGAUCACACCACUGUGUAUAGCUCAGCUGGACACAGGGGAUUUCUCACCGGCUCUGUUCAACAGCGUCCCCAUCCUACCCUCGGGUUCCUCCGUGUCCAGCCAGCUCACCCCCCAGCUCAGCUCCGACUCCAGCCCAGGACAGGGCCCUUCUCUGGGACUCAGACCCAACCAUGACCCCAUGCUCACAUCGCCUCCACCCAGCAGCGCCCCCAAGGGUCUGGAGGACAACAAGGAUGGUUUAAAGUCCAGUCUGCUGCUCACUUCUGCCUCCAAGAUUGAGCCAAUGAAAGCUUUGGACUCCAGGUUCACAGAGAGGUCAAAGGCGACACCGGGGGUGACCGCCGCCAUCUCGUCCACCGCUGGACUCACGCCUCUAGACAGCAGGCCAAAAGAUGGCGUCUCUGCCCUGAAAGACAUAAAAAACAAAGAAGACACCAGCAGUGACAGCGAAGACAAGAUGGCCACCAUCAACAAAAACCUGUCAUUCAGCAAGAGGAAACCCGAGUUGCUGAUGGAUGGAGGAGAGGUCGUGGAGAAGAGGAAGAAGGGACGGCCCAGGAAAGACAAGAUGGCCGCUACCAUGGCCCAGACGUUUAGUCAGAUAAGUGCUCCAGCAGAUCGGGAGCCCAGCAGGGUGGCAGCUCCGGCCCAUGUCACCAUUCUUAAGCUACCAACACCAAGCACACAGAAGGCCUUCCGUCUGCAGGUGAGCAUGGAGCCGUCGAUGUUCCUGGAGGUGGAGAACGAUGUGUCGGUGGUGGCGGGUUCGAAGCUCAGCCAGCUGCGCUGCUCCAGAGUCGGGCGAGACUGGAGCACACUGCUGCCCAGCCCAGUGGUCACAGCUGCAGGGAGCAGUGACGUCCUCGCUGUGGCCUGCGAGGACAGGACACUGUCGGUGUUCUCUUCCUGUGGGCGGCGGCUCAUUCCAGCCAUCCAGCUGGCCACACCUGUGUCGGCUCUGCACUGCUCGGCCCACUUCAUCAUGGUUCUGACUGCUGGAGCAGCUCUGUCUGUCUGGGAUGUUCAGAAACAGAAGGCUCUGGUGAAGAAUGAGUCUCUGCUGACCAUGUUAUCAGGUGCUGACACCACAGUGUGUCAGUCUCUGCUGACUCAACAGGGAGUCCCAGUUAUCGAACUGUCCAAUGGGAAGUCAUACUGCUUCAGCUCCUCGCUGGAGACAUGGACUCUGAUAGCAGAUAAAGGAGACUCUCUGAUCCAGUGUGCUGACUUCAGGAGCUGCUUGCCUACCCAGGAUGCACCUGUGUCCUCGGGGCCGCUGGCUGUUGUACAGGGACGCAACCUCAACGCCGGCCGUCUGGCGUCCCGCCUCUCGUCCACCCCCCACCACCUGCAGCAGAGCAUGACGCUGGCCUUCCUGGAGAAUCAGCUGGCAUCCGCUCUGGCUCUGCAGUCAGCGCAGGAGUAUCGCUGCUGGCUGCUCAUCUACGCCCGCUUCCUUGUCAAUGAAGGCUCCGAGCAUCGUCUCAGAGACCUCUGUAAGGAGCUGCUGGGUCCUGUCCACAGAUCAGCUGCUACAGCCUGGGAGCCCACCACUCUGGGUCUACAUAAGCGGGAGCUGCUGCGGGAGGUUUUACCCGUCAUUGGUGAAAACCUGCGAUUCCAGAGGCUCUUUACCGAGUACCAGGACCAACUGGAGCUGCUGCGCAACAAAUAACACACAGACUGACGCAGACACACACCUGGAACCAGUUUGGUUCGGCUUGGCUCGCGCGAGUAAACUCUGACUGCUUUCAUCCCCUUGGGAAGCCUGAAGCUCUGCUCUGGCUGAGACCUGACAAACACAUCCUGGUGUUUGACUCUGUCUGAACUCUAACAGCCAGCCCACAGCUUCUCAGUGCUGUCGCUCACAGGGACAAGUGGGUGCUUACUUUUUUUUUUUUUUUAAUCAUGGUUUCAGUCCCAACUGUCGUCUUUUGUCUUUUUUCCUGUUAAAUGAUGUUUUCUGACCUAUGCACCUCUCUCCUGCCCUGCUAAUCAUGAACUGAAAGAGAGACGGUGAAAGAAAGGUGGCACUGCCAGUGCGCAGCAUCAGCAGCCGUGUCCUGUUCAAUCUGUUAGCCUCCUCACAGAGAGAGAGAGCGGAGGUGAGCGGAUGUAAAGGAGCAAUAUGCUUUUACCAAAGCGAUGCCUUCAAGUGCAGAAACAACCAGACACCUGCAUUUGCAAAGUGGAGACAGUGAAGGAUGUCCAGAGGUUCAGCCAGGUUUUUAAAAGCUGAUGAAUCUGCGUGGUGACCAUGCUAAUGCCAAAAAGUCAAGCCACAGCAAAACAAAUGAUUAAUUUCAGAUCAGGAGAAAAGGAGUCAAAGGAAUCUGACGUGUUUGAGUAAUGAAAAACUUUUUUUUUAUGUUGCAGCUGCUUGCUAACACAUGAGGACAGUCACACAAAGAGCACUUAAAGCAGCUCAGAUGUUAGAAAAUGGUGUUGCACAUGAACAGGAAGCACAGCAGCUGAGUUUGUACUGACUGACUUUAAACUCUCCUGGUUUCAGACAAAGAAAUCAGCUAACAUAAACACAGCGUCAGACUGAAUCAAAGUCAGAAACAAAGCAACAGGGUGCGGCGUAGAUGAGUCACAGCUUUAUCUGCAGCUGUCUGUCGAUAGGCGCCACGUUUCUAGCAGCACUUUGACAUCAUGCCACCAGGUGUUAGACCCAGUGUGUCUGUGUUGUCUGGAAGAAUCACUGCCUCCAUCAGUACCUCAUCACCAAGGGUUUAACAUGAGUUGAGUGCUUAAACAGUUCAUUGUUAUUAUGUUAAAUGAAAUUUAGAGCCAAACUCACCUUUUACUGUUUUUGUUCUGUUGUUGUCUGCAGGAGGUUCUGGUUUAGAGGAGCUUUUUGAUCUGGUUUUUCUGUAAACUUCUGCCACACAUGUCUGAACAGAUGCAUUGUAAAUAUCAGCUGCUGUCUCAGGGAACGCUUCCUUUCCUGGGCUUCAGUAUGUCAUAUUGUGUGUCACAGAUUUUCAAGGUGCAUCAUGAGCAUUAAUUAAACAAGUGUCUGAGGGAACCAGAGACGUGCUAUAGACUAACACCACAAACUUUGCUCUUGUUAAUCCAACUAAGGCUGGAGAAUCUGAGAUUGUAGUAUUGUUGAAAUCAUGACUGUCUCAUCAGAGAGAAUAAAUAUUUGUAAAUAAGCUGAAAUCAGUCUUGUAAAGGCUAAAUGACUUUUUGCUGCACCACUGUUUGCGGUAUCUUUUGCAGAAACCACUGCUGAGGGGAACCUUGUUUUGUUUGUCUGACAUCCAUUAACUUGAUGUCUUCACAGGUUUCAGAGCUCAUGAAACCAGCAACACAUCCAUGGAGUACACAUCCAUGGAGUUCACAUUCAGGCUUAUGUUUGUGCACUCAGCUCAGUGUGUGUGUGGACGGGUGGAGCAUGAGCUCACAAGCUUGUUCACUGCUGUAUCUCACUGAGCUGAGUGGAUCAAACAAGUCCAGAGGAAGAACUCAUCCUGAUUUCUAUACAGCAUCUUUCUCUGCUUCGUUUCUUUGUUUUUUCUUAGUCAUUUUUAAAUGUUUUAUUCAAAGCAUUUUUGUUUGUUUCCUUUUUCUAUAAGAGACAAACUAAAAUUGUGCUUUUGAAGAAAGGAAAUUAAACAAAUGAGGAGCAGCUGGGUUUUGGU
This is a messenger RNA of Monopterus albus (swamp eel), 5307 nucleotides long. RefSeq names its product histone cell cycle regulator a (gene hira). Gene Ontology annotation, biological process: chromatin remodeling; DNA-templated transcription; regulation of DNA-templated transcription. The transcript is spliced from 25 exons. NCBI's taxonomy places the organism in Eukaryota, Metazoa, Chordata, Actinopteri, Synbranchiformes, Synbranchidae. Gene Ontology annotation, cellular component: nucleus; chromatin; HIR complex. Bases 273 to 3332 code for a protein of 1019 amino acids. The record is from RefSeq and is a predicted model, not a curated record. Gene Ontology annotation, molecular function: nucleosome binding; protein binding.